Colletotrichum godetiae is the source of this 1417-nucleotide messenger RNA. RefSeq lists its product as uncharacterized. The record is from RefSeq and is a predicted model, not a curated record. The transcript has 5 exons. NCBI's taxonomy places the organism in Eukaryota, Fungi, Ascomycota, Sordariomycetes, Glomerellales, Glomerellaceae. Bases 1 to 993 code for a protein of 330 amino acids.
AUGUCCUUUGAUUUUCGGGUCAAACCCCCCUCAGUAACCUUCUUCACAGCCGAGACCUUCUCUGUGAGGCUGCGAAGAUGGAAACACUACAUCCCAGAGUUAGCUGAAUCUUCCUUCUACUCAACAUGGGAGUGCAUCGAUGUGCCGCCUCCGGUUCCCGAAGCUUCAUACGUCGCAGAGCUCACCCGAUUGAACGCCAAGAUCGCAGUUGCGAGACCGAGACACGACGUGGCCGGCCACUUGAACGAGCUGCUUGACCUGAUCCGCCAGUUGGACGUUAAGGAUUCGCAAGCCAACCCCUCGAAUAGCGCCCCGACGAAGAUGAUUUCCGGCCAAGUCCUGCCCCCCGAGGAAGCUCAGAAAGCAGCAGAGCAGUGCCUGCUUCUGUGGCUACAGUUGAACCAGUUCGAUAACUCAGCCAUCGUCGACAAAGUCUUCUUCAAAAACAUGUCUCAUGCCUGCCGAGUGCUCAGAGACACCUCUCGAGUCCCCUACGAGCACUUGUACAAGCUCGUUAGCCUCAUGGCAAUGAAGAGCAGCGCUGCCAACUACGCACCAAUGACCGUCGCCGACUUCGCCGAGAUAAUGAGGAAAACGUACCACGAGGAGCUCCUCAUCUUCAAUGAGUAUCCCAAGCAGCAGACGACGCCUCUCAAUGGAGACAGUGACGCCGUACUCUUGAGCACCUACAGCAGCAAAAAAAAGGGUAUCGAGACCAAUGAAGUAAUAGUUUCCUCUUUUACGCCUUAUAUCCUAUCAGAACCGGACGUCAAGAUGAUCCCCAAUCCGAAUUUCGAUGAAGAAGCUAGCAUGGACACCGAUGUCGCCCUCUUGGAGCUCCUCUUCCUUGGCCUCACCGGAUCGGAAUCGUUGACGGUCGAUUCAACAAGAGCACCACUGACGAUGCGAUACAGUGUGGCUCCAAUGGGGCAAUACGAUCUGCGGACAAGCUUGAACCGGAGUAAUAUAACCAACACCGAAGAGCCAAGAUGAAGAAAGGUCCUACGGAUGCGGGAUCGGGAACUGGAGUGACGACGCCUGAGAUCGGCCGCAGGUAAGGAUAUGGGAUCGAGCAAGGAUGACUAAAUGAGUUCGGGGAUGAGAUGAUCCUUUCUUGAGGACGAUGGUUUCUGGGGUGCGUAGGGACGUUCCAAUGCCAUGAGAUGAUGAGAACAAUCGUCUGGCGCAUCGGCGAAGCGGCCGAGGCCUGAGGCGGGUUGACGGCCGAUUACCCACUUUACCGAUGUGAUCCGAUAUGAUUGGUCACUUUGUAUCCAACCCGCUCGGGGCCGAGUUCCACGGCUCCGCGCCACAUUGCAGGAUAGCCCGGAGUUUGCCAUACGAGCAAAAGAUGCGGAAGUGAAAUCGCAAUCGCAAUCGACGCUCUCACAAUAUGUUGGGGGCUAUACCUUUCUUG